AAGAUGAGAGAACAUCAUUUGUUUGUGAACUCUACGUACGAGCAAUAACGGCGGGCAUGAACGAAUUGGAGAAGCUAAAACUGGAUCCACAUAAGGAAUCGGAGGCUCGUUCGGCCGAGCAGAGUCUCUCCGCGUGGUUCACGCAGCUGGGCGCAGCUCUGGGAGCCAGUGCUCGGCUCAGCUGCGAGUGUGUCCUGACCGCCUUCUCCGUUCACCCCUCGCUCGUCAUGUACGAUAAAGUCAAGGACGCGCCGCAUCUGCCGCUACUUAGCAAGGUGGACACCCAAGAGAUGACUAAUAAAGAGUCUAGUUCUGAGUUUGGUAGCUGGGCAACGGAUAGUCGAACACAGACAAACCUUGUUAAGACUUCGGAAACAUUAAAACUUAAACAGACACAGAAACAAGCGAAUAUUCUUUCCACAGCCAUACUCAAUGAGGGGGAAAGUAUUGGACUGGAAGAGAACUUGUGCCAUGAUUUGGCUGUCCUAAUAUCAGGGCCAAGAGUAAAAACACUUUCUUGGGAUAUGGAACGUGAGGCUCUUUUAGAGAACUGUCGAGCAUACAUGGAAAGGACUCACGCGGGUACAAAAGCAUUGACAACUGAAUUGAAAUAUUUGAACUUAGACCCGCGGUCAUUUCAACAUUUACCGGAAGAAGAUGAUGAGGAAAACAAUAUAUAUUAUGGUAUUGAGAAAGGUUACGAACACUUAGUGGAGUCGCAAGAGUCACAAACAUCCGAUAUUUGGCAAGACGCAUUCUUUGACAGUUCUAGUUCAAGCUCAAACAAUAGUGAACGUAGUAUAAAAAUCAGGCGGCGUAAAAAGAAAAUUAAACGGCUACAAGUGACAGAGGAAGAAAAAGAUCCACUCAGUAUAGAUACUGUUAUUUGCAGUAAAACUGAAAACAGUGUAGGUGAGACCAAAGAACGAAGCAUGUCUAAGAAGAGUUUGAAAAAAAGUGUUUGUGUUCAGGAGGGCCCAGAAAAGGGAAAUCAGGACGCAAUUCUGAGUAUUAGUAAUAGUGAUGGGAAAACAACUGAACAGAAAUUGAAGAAAGAAAAACGAAAAGAGCGGAAGGAGCGUAAGAAAAAUGUUAGUAAACCCCAAGUAGAUACUUCCGAGCAGUUACUAAGUGGACUGAGCCAUCUUAUAGGACUGAAAGUUAGAAAAUCCCCUCAAAACAUACGGUCAGAAAAAUCUACACAUAGUGAAAUUGCACUCAAUAAAGCACUGGACGAAACUUCAUCCAGUAUUUCAGAUGCGCUAGUAAAAUCAGGAAAUGACUCAAAUAUAGUUUAUGAUGGGCAAUAUUCUAUAGAUGAAAUGACUUUAUCCAAUAAAAGCAAUAGAGAUCAAGAUUGUACAAAAAAUGAGAGUGAUCAUCAUUUCGUAAAUGCUGCUUCCCAAUCAUCUCACGGUGAUGCAAAAUCUCAUACAAUAAAAGAGAACACAAAACAAAGCAUUCAAAAGUUAAUUGGUUUUCGUCGUCAUAAAAACACAGAUAAACAGAACAUAAAUACAAACUCACAAAAUUCUGAUGUAAAGGUGUCGGAUAAAAACGAAUUUUCUGAUGAAAAAUUUAGUCCUAAAGCAGUUUCGGUGCCAAAGAUUCCAUCAGCUGUUAUUUCGAAAUCACAAGAUAUUAAGCAAAACCAUCAAAUAGAUCAAAUUUUAAGGGAAUACAAUAGUAAAAUAUCGGAAGAACAUAAUAACUUCAACUAUGGUCUCAAUACCUCGAUGACUAGUAUAUCUAAAUCAGACUACCACAGCCAAAAAGCAUUUCAAGAGUUUGUCAAGAACCAUGCUUUGCAACCGACAUUAUUACCUCAAAAUAAUUCAACAACAGCGAAAAUAUGUACUCCGAACAUUUUAAAAUCUUCAAGAAAAUUUGGAAAUCCAGCCACGAAAUCCGUAAAAACCUCUGUUAAAUCAUUAAUACGUGGCAUGACUAAAACCGUGACAUCCAAACAAAUCCAGCCUGAUACUGUUAGAAAAGAUAAUUAUUCUUCAAAACCUGGUAUGUCACAUGACCCUUCACAAAUACAUUAUAAAACCUUUAUCAAGGAACUUCAAGAAUCUUUAAAUCCGGGAGUAUUUAAUGAACAGAAAACUAAAGCAAAUAAUGAUAAUUCAAACACUCAUACAACACUAAAGCAAUCAAAAAUGGCAGAUAAAGUGCCAAAUACUUUUGCACGUCUGAGUUAUUUAAUAAAAAAUAAGCAAAUGGAAAACAAAUUAAAAAUUCAAGAAAGUAAAGUCCACUCAGGUCAAUGUAUUCCGAAUGCCCUCAACAAAAUGUUGCCACCUCAUCUACAAACAGGUGAAGUUGUAAUACAACGUGUAACUAAACAACCUGAACGCAAAUAUGGCCACCAUACGACGGACAAGUCUUCAAGAAAAGUGGAAUCUGCAAUGUUGAACUCUUUAAAAAUUAUAGCUGACCAUCCUCACUUGCAGAACGUUUUAUCAAAACCAUGUAUUAACAGCUAUGGUUCAGAUGUUGCUAUGAAUAACUCGUGUACUAAAACAAUGGAAAAUGAGACAGGCAGUGUGAACUAUACAAAUACUACAUCAUUAUUAAAACCUCGUUCUGUAAACAGUGGUAUUCCCAUGCCGAAUCACAUCACACCAGCAACUACAACAACAAAUUUAGAUGCAAACUCAAAACAAAAUAUAUCAAGUGCUAUAAAACAAAAUGAAAUUAAAUAUUGUACUAAGUUGAAUUCUGUUUCUGCUACAGCAACAUCACUAUCGGAAAAGGACCAAGCUGAUCUGUUGCUAUUGCUAAGACAGCAAAAUAAGCUUAACUCUCUUUGCGUUCAACCAAAAAACUCACACGACUUUAUAAAUGUUAAAAAUUCUAUGGGCUCUGAACAAAACACUUUGCAAGUCACAAAUACAGAAAUGCAUAACAGCUACUCAUCUUGGAAUACAAAUAAACAAAUAAAUUCAAUUAAAAACGACCUGGAAGCAGAGUUAAAGCCAAUGUCCAAUCUUAAUAAGACUAAUUCCAAUUAUAUCGAAUUCAAAGUAUUACAGAAAAGUGAUCUGGAAUUAUUACAAGUGGAGAAAAAUAGUGAACAAAGUAAUAUUUCACAGUUAAAUCAAAAUCAUUUAGGUGAUAGAAAUGCUCAACCGGCCAGAGAAUUUGAACCGUCAUUUCAAUCGAAUCAAGUAAAGAACAAAGAUAUCAUACCUAAAAGCACUUUUGAAUGUAUUCCAAAGGACACUAAAUUAAUAAAUACCGCACCUAUAUCUAGUAAUAAUCAUACAUUACUAAACAAUUCAAAAGUAAAAUAUUCUAAUUCAACACGACGGAAAGUAUCAUCAUCACCAAAAAAUAAAAAAAAUCUAGAUUGGCAAAGUGUUUUUAAUGAUCUUUCAAAGCAUAAAACUCCCAGUAGAGGUCCUAAUGCACUAGAUGUGGCAUUGAAUAAGGUUUCUAUUGAAAACCAUCACAUACAUACAAUAAGUAAAAUAAAUAAUACAUCCAAUAAAGUAAUAUCACAAGAAAAAACUGUUAUUGCUUCGAAAAGUACAAUGGAUGAUAAAGAUGAUCUAAAAAUAAGCAAGACUAUAAUUAGACCCACAUACAAGAGCACUGCAACAACUAUAAAAGACAGUUCUAAAAAGGAACCUAAUAAUACAGAUGAGAAACUAGAAACAGUUUCUACUGAAAAGACAACUUUCGUUAAGACGGACAAAAUGCGGGAGGAUCCAUUUAUAUCUGGUAUACCUAACUCUGACUAUGAUUUACUGGAAGAACUAAUGGAUGACGACUUAAGACAAGAAAUCGGUGAAUUAUCUGAUGACGACGCUUACUGUCCUUUAGAUUUAUACACACAGAAAGAGAAAGAUAAACUAAAACAUGACGAUAUCCUUAUAUCUGAAAAACCAUCAAGUUAUACAACCAAAUCCCAUAAAGAAAUGGAUAUUUCACAAGAUUCUGUUGGACGAAAGUGUAUUCAAAGCACUGCUUUAAAGUAUAUUGAUCUAAGUCGUUUAAGUAUAAAUAAACUACCGAAGUCAUCAAACAGCUCCAUAUUAGUGGAUCCAAAAAUCAAGAGGACCAGAGACCAAAAAACUAAUCCUAAACAUAACACAUGUAAAGUAAUCACCAAAUCUAAAAGGGAAGAAAGGCGAAACAUAAAAGAAUCGAGUGGCUCUCAAAACUUGGUUACAACAGAAACUAGCCUGACAAAUAUGACCGAUAUUGUUAUUAAUCCAAGUGUUUCUAAUGUAGUUCUUGAUAAUCAUGUUCAUACUGUUGAUCCGAAAAAAGUUUUAAUAGCACCUGCGGCAACUGCAACAUCAAGUCUGCAAAAUGUUGUUUUAGUUGGCUCUCAUAUCAUGUAUGACCCAUUUUCACAAUGUCAAAAAUCCAUCAAGCCAUGUAUAGCUUUAAGUGCAACUCCUAAAAUAACUAUUUUACAAUCCACACGAAUUUCUGCCCCAAUUGUCGCGCCUGUUGUAGUUAAUCCUUCAAUUAAUGCAUUAACUGAACAAGGGAAACCUUCGAGUCCCGGUUUAAUAAAUCAAUGUAAAUCGGUUACUGAUGGAGAUCAAUCUAUGCCAAUCGAAGAUAUGGACAGAGUAUUAAGAAAUCAUAACACAGAAGCUGUUAAUUUAUCAAACUCGUUAAUUAAUAAUUUAAACACAAACAAUGUCACCAAUAUAAAGGAAGAGAAAAAAGAAAGUGCUAUAGAAAGGUUAUCACAACAAAAAGAUUUUGGUGAACAGAGUAUAUUUAAAAUUACUAAACAUGAUGAUAGUAGUAUAGUAACUAAAUUAGAUCCACAAAAAAAAAUUAAGGUGAGACAAAAUAAUAGUACAAAGACCGACCGAGAACCAUUACGUAAAACGUCAUCACGUAUUAAACCGAUUUCAGAGAAUAAUGAUGAUUUAAUAAUAAACAAUAAUAUAAAUCAUGGUAACUGCACAAAUUUACUCAAUGAAACAGUAAAGCCUGUAAACCAGAAAUUAUCAGAAAAUUUGGCAAUCAAUGAGAAUUUUACUGUCAGUUGUGAAAAGAAUCAUACUGCAUCUCUAAAAUUAAAUAAGGAUGAUUUAAGUUUCAAAUCACAUGUGCUUGAUGUUAAAAAUAAUACAAUAUCAAAGGUAUUAUCUGUAAAUAAAAUUGCAGCUGAAUGUGGUGUGAACCAUUUGCCGAUGAAUCAAAGUGAUGUAUGCCAAAAAAAGGAAUUAUAUGAUGAAAGAUUGAAAUUAAAACGAUUAUCAUUAUUGAAUAGAGAAAUUGAACGAAAAUGUAAUCUAAAACCUAUUGCUCUACCGUAUUAUCCCAUUAAAACAAUUGCACUUCCAUUCUCACCUGUUAAAGCAAUAGCACUUCCAUAUUCACCAAUAAAACCAAUCGCCCUUCCUUAUACACCAAUAAAACCGAGAGAGGAUAAUCCCGAUAGAUUGGAUGGGAUAAAGACCAACAUAAGACAAGAUAAAUCUACUUUGGAUGAGCAAGUUUCUUGUCAGACUAUAGAGUCGCAGUUGCAACCGAUAACUUCUCACACUGGAAAGUAUGUUAAAGCGGUAACUGAAAACAAAUCGCAGAAAACACAAGACACUGAAUUAACUUCAAUAAGAUCAGAAGUUAAAUCAAAGAAUCUAGAUGAAUCUGGAUCCCAAUCAUUGGAAAAUAAUGAACCAAAUAUUUUAAGUAUUGAUAAUAUGUUAAAUGAUAAUAUUACAAAAAAACCCCAACAUUUUACUGAACCUUCAAAUAUACACGAACAGAAAAGAAAACGUACAGAUAUAAAGAACCAACAAGUACCUGCAACUAAAGCCAAAAAAAUUAAAACAACUUCAAAACUUGAGAUGAAAUUAUUGAAUACAGAUGAUAAACUGUUAACAGAUCUAGCAAACGGUGUUGUUAUUAACGAUAAUGCUAACAUUUCAACUCAAUCGUCUAUCGCUAAACCCAUAGAGAAUCCACAAAUCCCAAUCUUAAGUUCCAAUAAUCCUUCAGGUCGACAAUUUGGAAAAGUGAGAAAAUUACAAACUCUUGCAGCUUCUAUUGUAAAUGAUAUGAAGUCAUACAAUGGCGAUAGACCAUUACGAAAGGAUAUCGCAUAUCAGGUUAAGGAUGAUGUAAUCAUUGAUUUAACACAUGCAUCGGAAUUUACUGAAUUACCAAUUGCAUCUGAAAGCAACAAUGCCAUUAAAAAAACAACAGACGCAGUAGAAAUCUCAGCAGGUAUCAAAGGUGUACAAAUAAAAUCGGGUAGUGUAAACAAAGCCUCCAGAAUAAUAAAAGAGAAACCGGUAAUACCACACUCCAUUCAAAUAGUAAAACCAACAAAAGACCAAUGUUUGAAUGUUAAUGAAAACACUUUAUUUCAAAACUUCAAGGAUAAAAUACAGUUACAAGAACUUCCGAGGCGGCCUACAGACGAUCCGUUGAAAAGGUUAAUUCGAGUAAAAUUACCAAAUAGUUCCGUUUUUAGAGUGACUAUAUCUGGCAAACUAAAUGUUGACGUUAACUCAUUAUUUUCUGACCCUCAAAUGAGAUCUAUUUUGAGUGAAAAAUUUCAUUCAAAAAAGAAGUGCACUUUAAGUAUUAAACAAUGCACAGAGAAGGUGGAAAUUGAUCAAAUAACAUACUCGGAACCUUUUAUAUCUCCCGAAACAAUCAAUCUUGUAAGUGAUGAGGAAGAUGAUGAGCCAAGCAAAUUUGUAAUGAAAACUCAAUUUGGGAAUUAUACCGUUUCCUCUAAUGACACCGUCGUACUUAGGAAACACCAACUUAAAUUAUCCCAAAAAUGUGUAGUGGAAUUAGAAAAUGUUGAUAUUUCAAAUAAAAUAAUAUCGGGUAGUAAUACUGUUAAUCAUAAAAAUUCAGAUCCGACCAGAAUCGCCCAUUCGUUCGAAGAUCUAAAUCCACAAAAUGCGCUUGAUACUAUGAUUGCAAAUGAAAAUUCAGGAUGCUAUGGUAAAACAAAUAAAAGAAUCAAACGUGAUACUAAUGAAACUAUAGAACCCAAAUCAGGAAUUGAGAUAUCCAGAAGAUCUAUAAUUAAAAGUUUUAAGUCUGAUGAAACAAAGUGUCACCUUAAAGAGCCACAUUUUGAUGAAAAUUUAAUUGAAUCGGAGAAGCAACUGUUGUUGGAUUCAGACCUUAAAAAUGAUGCAAAAAAUGCUGUCGACAUUAGUUCCAAAUUAAAGAACGAACUUGAAUUUUGUAGUGUAAACGAGCAGCAAGCUAAUUUAAUACACGAAACAACGUGCAAAACAACAGAUUGUUACGUACAAUUAAGAAGAUGCGAUUAUUUACUGUCCAAAAAAAAUAUGGACAACGAAGACGAAAACUUCACACAAAACCACUAUGACUGUGAAAUGGAAUGCUGCUCUCCAUCUUUGGAGAGAAGUGGAUCAUUUUCUAUCUUAAAUGAUUAUGCAAAUGACGACGAUCCUGUCCAUAUUCCUUUUUAUGAAGAUUUUACCCAUUCCAAAGAUUUUUCUAAUAUAACAUGUAACACAGAUUGGCUCCUAACGAAACCAGCUAUUAAUUUAUUAGAGAUGCGGAAUACUAAGUUAUUUGAUAAUGACAUAGGAUCAUCUACUGUGCGUGAACAUUCGAUAAAUAUAACAUGCUGCACUGACUGGCUUCUUACAAAAGCUGCUAUAAAUAAAUUAGUGAAACAUAAGUUGCACGAUGAAAAAAAUUAUAUGUUUUUUAUAUGUGAUGAUUUACUAACUAAGAGACCAUGCACCACGGAAACAUCUUCAAAUACUGACUGUGAUAAUUCUGAAGUUUUUUUUGAUGCCGCCUGUCAUUCCGAUUGGCUGCUUACCAAACCUGCUAUAAAUGGAUUCGAAACACUUUAUAAAUAUACAUAUAUACAUGAAAUACCUGUAGAUGAUUUAGUAACAAAAAGCAUGAAUACAGAAUCGUAUUUAGACCAUGACAGUAUUAAUCAGAAAGUAUCAGAGUGGAUGCCUACAAAAUCUACUGUAAAUCAAGUAAAGAUAUUUAAUGAAAAAGUAAAUAAUGCACAUCAAGUAUCUUUUAUGUGUGAGAAUUUACUAACAAAUAGUAUAGCUACAGAGUCCUCCAGACAUGCGGAAUGCCGUCAUCCUAAAGUCAUUUCUAAUUUCACAUGUAUCUCAGAUUGGCUUCUAACAAAAGCCGACAUAAGUAGUCUUGUGACUCUUAAACAUGAAAUAUCUAAUGAGGAACAUGAAAUAGCUGUCACAUGUAAAGAUUUAUAUGUUAAUGGAGUUGCUAAAAACACAUUUACAUGUCCCCAACUUGAGUUUAGGACAAAAAACAAUCAAGGUCAAAAAGUUUCUUCAUUGAGUACGAUUAUGACUAAUUACUUUGUUAAUACCACAAUACUGAAAGACUUAAAGCCUAUCUGUCAUAAAAAUGAAAAAAUUACAAAUAUCCUCAAACGAAAGUUUGAGGAUACUUUUAGGCGUGAUAUAGUGACUAAUUCAUACAAAAAGAAAAUUAAGAAAGACAGCCAAAUAACUUGUAUGCAUAAAAAUGUAAGUAAACUAGAUUCACAGCAAUCCAAAUUAUUAUCACAUGGGAAUUCAAAUACAAAUGUCUUCGUAAAAAGUUUGAAUGAGAAAAUUUUAAGAGAUACUUUUUCAUUACAAUCAGUAGAUACUUCUUUGAACCGAGUUUUAAGCAAAAAAAAUCUCGAAACAGAAGCUACAAAUAUUGAAGAUGGAGAAAAUAUUGAGUGUUUUGAAAACUUGUUGAUACAAACUCGUAAUAGAACGAAAAUAGGUUUAUCAGAGCAUGAUAAAGAAUCUACAUUGAAUAAUGAAUUUAUAACAAUUGUAAAUAAAGUUAUUGAAUUGGAUCAUUGUGGAAAUAAAUCUACUGCUCAUGUGCAGGAUUCAAACGAUAUUGAAUCUAACACUAAAGAUGUUGAAAAUACUAAAACAACAACUAAAGUACAUCAUUCAAUUUUAAAAGACUCUUUAGAAGAUGGUCAUGCAUGUACAAUAUCUAAGUUAGAUAAACCAUCAAAUGAAAAUUUUAUCAAAUCUAUUUGUGACAAUUCUAAUGAGGUCUAUAGAGAACAAUAUUGUCCUCAAAUAAUUGAAAACAUAAAAAAUGAUUUAGAAAUAUGUGCAACGCAAAGUAGUAUUGAUGUGAAUAUAACAGCCAUAAGAAACAAAGAAAUCAAUGAAGACAACGAAAUUCUUAGUGGUUCUGGUUUUAAUUGUUUGCAUAGUGUACGUCAGUCGACAUACACCACUACUAAUAAAGAACAAAAAUCAUACAAUAAUGAAUCGAUCUCUGUAGUUCAAUUCACGGGUGAUCUAUAUAGGACAGUUAAGAAUUUUAUUGAUGAAGAAAUACGGCUUAGCUCCUUAUCAUCUUCAGAUUUACUUAAAACAGAGAAAAACACAUUGGGAAUAGAAUCAUCAAAAUUGGAAUCCAAUUUAAAAACUCGUGUAGAAGACGUGUACACGAACUUAGCAGCUGAAAAUUUAAAACAAGCAUUAUCACAUUCACUUGCUAAGAAUGAUGGAGAUGAUGAAAAAGAAAAAGGGUUAAAGCUUAUCAAUACAUUAGAAAUACUAACAAAAAAUAAAGAACCUAUUCAAUUCAAAAAGUUUGGAAUCAUUCCGAUUUCAAACGUUCAGAAAGAAUCGCCUAGUAACGUUACAUUAGUGUAUAAGGCAGAUUCUGAGUUAAUAUUAAAGGGUUCUGCAUAUCAAGACCCUAUAGUGGGCACUUGUUACGUCUUUCCAAUCAGAAAAAUUAGUUGUGAUAUACCUGCAAAUGAGGAAAGUCUGGAAAAAACGGAUUCUCUCAAAUCAAGUGAAGACCGCCUAGCGCUUUUAAUUCCAAAAAAGACCUAUUCAAAUUAUAAUUUUCACACAGACUCCGGAUCAAUUAUGGACUUUUCUGGAAAAAGAAAUUUAAAAAGAAAGAUUAACAUCUAUGAUUCUAAAUUAAGUGUAAAGAAGUACCGCAAGAGUAAAAAUAUUGAUUACCCUAAAAUAACAGUAGCUGCAAUGGUUGAUUCUUCUUAUAAAAGGGAGUUUUCGCAAUUGAUGAGCUACUUUAAAUCUGUUAAAUUUUCAUUUGCUAUUCCGUUUCAUAAAGAAACCUUUGAGGUUGAUAAUUGGACUAGAGCAUUGCCAAACUCUGACCAAGUUGGCUUAAAGAAGGUGGAAUAUCGCGAUGACACAAAACUAUUUUGCAGGGAUGAUGACAAGAAUUAUGAUCAAUAUUAUGAUCCGUUUCAGCAAUCCCUCUCAGAGGAAAUCGCGUUUGCGCAACAGAAUGCUGAAUAUACACCAAUUGAAAUUAAUGAAAACAAUUUUAAAAUGGGUUUUGGUGAGAGGUCCGACAGAGUUUUUCAAUGUCUUAUGAAUCGAAAUACUCUUAAAGUUUCGGCUGCGACUCUGUCGGACGUAAAACAUUAUCAGCCGCCUCCAACUGAGUAUUGCAAAAAUUACAAUAAAUUUCUAGCAGAAACAGAUAGCAUUAAAAAUACUCAACGAUUCAUAUCAUGUAUUCGUUUAAAAGAAAAAGUUCGUUCUUUUUUCAAAAAGUCAUCAAUGGAAUUAAAAUAUAGUUGUAUAAGAGAAGAUAUGAAAGAUGAUAAAGAAGACGGAUUUGAUGAAAAACUUAAUGCGUACAUUGAUUUGAGUGAUUUUUAUAAUCUAGAUUAUUAUGAAGCCCCUCAUAAUGAGACAGUCGUACAAGUAGUUCAAGUCGGACAGCUAACUGUAAAUGCAAGUGCACAAAAUCCUGUUACUUGUGAUCCACGAGUCACGCAAGUAACGGACGCCAGUCCUUCCCAAUGUUCCAUUGAAAACAGUCCACGAGAUGAUUCACAGCCAGGCAUGAAAGCGGAGUACACAGAACUAACUACAGCUGAUUUGAGUAUGCCAUUAGUUCGAGAAUAUGAGCGACAUCAAUCAUCAAAUAUUUUGCAAAAUGAAAGCGACAGACAAACAGAAACAGAAGAAAACAUACCAAUAGCGACUGAAGUCAAUUCCACUGUUAAAGUUGAAAUCACCGAAGAAGUAUUAGAAAACGAAGAAAACGGCUUCGAUAGUAAUGAUAACGACUUACAAAAUUUAGUUAAUAAUCAUAUCAACAAUGCUGCAUACGGAUUUGAUAAAUCAACACAUUCUGAAUCACCCGGUACAAAAAAUGCAAAUACUUUUAAUAAUGAUUCUUUUACCCAAUGUAGUGAUCAGAACAGUAGUACUAUAGAGAAAGCUGAUCAAAUUGCAUAUGCUAUGAGUGCAGCUGGUAUCGCUACUAAUUCGCAAUCCAACAUAGAUGAAUCUCUGAUUUUGACGAAUGACUCUGAAAAUAGUAAAAUAGAAGAAUCUACAAACGCUAAGCAAAUUAGUAAUAACAUAUCUAAACAUGCUCCGAUCAAUACGAUCGCGUUACAUCAAGCACUUGCCCAUAUAUUACCACCGCCUCUAAAUCGUUUGAAAUCUUCCGAUGGUAACCAUAAUUCUUCUUCCCCUCAGGUGCUCCACAUUGUGCAAGGCAAAAAUACUACUGUCAAUCAUCUAGCUUUAGUUGAAAACGCCCAAAAAUCAGUCAUUAAUACUCCUAGUCAAACACAAGUCUUGCAUAUCGUCCAUAAUAAGAGCACAUCCUCCAAUUCAGUGGCUUCUGCUCCGCCACCAAAUUCUUAUGCUGGGUUAUCGCUAGUUGAUAGUGGGGUUCAGCAAGGAGGUAAUCAACUUUUACACAUUGUUAAUACAGGGAGCCAAAAACAAACUAACUCGGGGCAGCUUUUAAAAAGAGUUAAUUUGUUGACAAACAUUAGUAACGUUCACGGUACUGGUGAUCAAAAAAUGGUGCAAUUUGUCUGUAAAUCAGCUGAUGGAAAAUCGAUCCAAUUAAAUGCUCAACAUAAUAGAGGUAUGGUUUUACGUCUUCAACCCAUUGAGUCUACUCACAUGCAAAAUAACGUUGCAAAGUCAGAUGGACUAAAUGAAAAAAGUCACAAAGAAAAUAAUACAAUUAAUAGCAAUGAAAGUAGUAGAACUCACCAAGAAAUAAAGUCACGUUCAGUAUAUGAAGAAAACUACGCAAAAUUUAUACAAAACUCAAACAAAUCCCCUGUGCCAGAAAAAAGUACAAGCUUACCUAAAUUUAAUCAAGCUUUUGGAAAGCCAAUAUUUCAAGACGAUGGCCAUAAACCUUCGGAUGUAAACGAUAGUAAUUCACAUUUAACUCCUAUUACAGUACAAACUGCUAACGAAAAUGCUGAAUGUAACAGAGAAAAUGCUGUAAACAUUGAUCAAAUCAGUCAUGUUAAUGCACCACCAUUACUUUUACGGAAGUGUGCACAACCUAGCAGCCAGUCACCUCAGGCAAACUUAAUCCAUCAAAUCAAACAGCCCGUAAAUGUACAAACUAUGCACGGUGGUGUGAUUUAUACAAGACAAAUACCUGUGAAUAUAGGCGGAGGUCAGACAAUAAAUUUAAUUACUGUUCCUAGUACUGAAUUGGUUGACGAGUCUAAUAAUAAGCAAAAUAUGAAUCAACCCGAGACGGAACAGUCUAUUAUUAAACUUGCGCCUCAGAAUCAAACAUCGAGUCCAGAUGUGUCGGCAGAAGAGAAUAGUAACCAUAUUACGAAUGAACAGCUACAAAAUAGUCAACCACCCCCCGUCUUAACGCAAAUGCGAAUAAAAUUGCCAAUGCUAAGUAAACCAUCCCAAAUUGUAUCUGGAGCAAGGGUUGUUCGGCCCUCAUUUUUUCAAAUACAACGGAAUGUAAUAGGAGGUGCGAAUCAGCCAGUCUACCAACAACUAGUGCUAACGGCGGCACCACCCCUUGGCCAACAAACAAUCAGACUUCCGCAGUCGCAACCCAACAAAUUUGCUAAACUUCCCACUGAAAACCAACCAACACAGGAGUCCCAAAUGAGCUCCUCAACACUUGAACAACUUCGAGAGUUUGACAUGGUUCUCGAACAGGUCAAAGAGAGAAGCACUAUACAACCUGCGCCUAAAAAUGAAAGUGCAGCUAAAUUGCACACACCCACAACGGAUUCUAGCGAAGCUACAUCUUCAAGUAAUUCGUCUUCGGAGUCAACUCAGCAAAUUUUAUACAAAAUUGGAAAUAAUGUCAAUAUCGCUUAUGUCAACCGUAAAGUCGCGACAGCUACUUUGCCCAAUGUAAAUAGGUCGCCAGAAUCAUCAAGUGCCAGUGACACACCGUCUUCGUCUAUUCAAAGCCAUGAAGUCCACGGUUCUUCAGGAGAAACACAGACUACUGAAAUUUCUUCUGUACAACAUCAAAAUAAGCCAGUAAAGACUGUCUCCAAAACAAAGUCUCGACCGAAGUCAUCAUCACAACCUUCGAACUCAGUUAAGGUGAAUACCGUGGCGCCUAAACCGUCUACUCAAAAACCUUUCGAAGACGAACAAACAACUCAAAGAAUAUUGUAUAUUCUAGCCGAGUAUAAAGAACAAGUUGAGAACUCUCCGGAUAAAGACAAACCAGCACCACGACGCAGGUCUAACCCACCUUCGCUUCCCGGGUCGUCAAAACGUAAGAAAAGUUCCAGUAGCUCUCGCAGACAUGGCACUCGUGAUUUGAGUCCAAUAAACGGAGACGAAACGCGCACAUUAGGCUCAGAAGACAGCAGUUGUGGUACUUCUCAAGGUGACCUUAAUGAAAGUUAUAUGGACAGUCAUUCUCCACAAGAUAGUCCAAGAAAAGUUCCAAAAAAAUUAAGUUUUGAACCAGAAGUACCGACAGCGCAGCAAUCACAAUCCCAGCGCAACGUCAUAGUUGCAGACGGUCAGACUAUUACUGUUGCCAGAGCUGCCGCUGGAAAACCAACUACAGCUGUGCUCAUGCCGGCGAACUACAUCUUGCCGGUCUCAAUGGUAAAGAGCGGGCAACAAAUCGCCAUCGUAACAAAUCGUGGACCAAAAAUUUUGACCGUUGGCUCCGACAGUGCUGGUAACACUGUUUUGUUACAAAGAAUAAUAGGACCGGGUCUUAAGCCUGUUUUGGCGAGACCGGGAGUUCGCCAUGUGCGCUUACCGGCUGCUGCUCUCCAUAACAUCCAAACGUUUACCCUUGGUUCUGCAGUACACUCGCAGCAGCCAGACACUACCGCUCACUUAGUUACAGCGACAAACCCACCAGAGUUGGUUGAUGUCCGCUCCAGUUCCAAUUCGUGGACAGAUCGCGUGGUUCAAGAGAGCAAGCCAGAAGAACCACCUCGUCCAGAAAGCUCAGAACCAUGGAAUCUAACGUCCAAUCCACACGACUACACGUAUGAAGAGAUUGUUAGAAGCGACAACUUGGAUAGAACAGUUCUCGUUGUGCAUAGAAAAGAUGGAAGCUCCCAGAAACACCACAGAGUAAGCCAUGUGUCCGCCGCUGCCUUAAGGCAUAGGUACGCCAUGCUUGAACACGAAUUGAGGCUACAGAAAUCAUUAUCAGAAGAAUGUGAAGACCUUGGCGUCGAUUCUCCAUCAGCGGCAGAGCUGUUCCCUGAAGCGGAACUCUUAUUUUCUUCGUCGCCAGCACACGAAGCGCCUCAGCAUUCACACACGCCACAACCUUCCGUGAUAAGCCAAAGCAGCAUACCACAUGUAGACACGAUAGACGAUCAGAUAGCGACGGACCAGCUCAUCAACACCAGCGACGUGCCUGAUGAAGAGGACAUCAGCAUGGCACUGGGUCUGGACGCUGGCCUAGUGACGGUCACCGAGGACGGCGCGACCAUCGCACUGGAUCCGCAGGAGUUUGCCAAGUCACACCCUAACACGACCUUCCAUAGAGAGCCAACCGAUGAGUCUGAGCUGCAGCCGUUUACGAUAGCUAAUGUGAAGGGAAGGCAUAUGACGUCGACUAUAUUUCACGCAACUCGAGCUCCGGCCACCGUGCUGGUUACCACCCCCCACCAAAGUACUGUCAUAUCCCAGCCACACGACACAUUACCGCACAUACUAAAAUUCACACAUACAGAUGUACAUACGCAGCCCACGCCCUCCACCGUUCUCGUUAAAGAUAACUCCAAUGUCCUCACUGACUCCAGAGAAUUGCAUCUGUCCAAUACAGCUUCUACUAUAAUCCACGCUUCGAGCAACGCCACACAAGUCAUCCGGCGCGCUUAUUACGACGACGAGAACAGAGAGCAGCGGUUCUUAGUCAAUGACUCUGGCGUCAUGAUGGACGACGUCAAAAUGACGGACGACUCGAGGAAUGUCACACUGGAGUCCAUAGUGGACGAUGAUGACAGAUCCACGCCUGAGAGAUGUUCGGAAAUAUUUUGGGAGUCAACGGCGUCCGAACGGUCGGAAAGUCGGCGGCCUUUAGAAUUCAGCAGCGAUAGUGAUAAAUGCUGUAAGAGUCCGUUUGAAGAGACGAAUUCAACGGACUCUGGCGGACUAGGCACUCAUCUCAUGAGAUUAGACUCAGUGAUAAAAGAUGCUAGAGGUAUCGAGAGGAGUUGUAGUGCAGACAAUUCUUCGGCUGACGAUUCGCAUCCACCAUUGCGAACCUACCCCGCGAAACGAUCUUACCAUCACACGGAGAAUGAGAUGGAAAGCGUGUCCGGUAAGACUCGGGCAGGUGGAUCACCUGAUUUAGAGUCCAGAAGAAGGGCUUCCAAUCGAGGUGUUGUGAAACGCGGCUGCCAUUGUUGUAAUGGAUCGCCCACACCGUCUCGACCUAAAAAGCCGCGGUCGAGAAAACAUAAUGCCGACUUUAAUCAUUAAUGGCGCGGCGACUAGGAGAAAAGACUAGUUCUGGGACCGUUAAAGUGUAGAAUUUUCGACUGAAAUAAUUAAUAUUUGUAUGUCUAUAUUAAAUUCUUUACCCCGCAACGGGCUAUUUGGUAUAUUAUUGUUUAUUAGGAGAAAUAAUAUUAUUUAUUUUUAAUGGGCUUAGAAAUGUUAGCCGAUAUUGAUAUUCAUGCAUUGUGAAGACAGAUUUCCAUGCGGAAUCGAAAUUACACAUUGAAUCCAAAUAGAACUUUGUGACCGACGCCGCCCGAGACCGCUGUGAGAUAGCCCUACGGCGCACGUGGACGCUAGACUGAAUGCGAUCUCUGCGAGAGUACUUGUAUCAUAUUAUAAGCCAUUGUUAACUUUGCAUUGUUAUUUGUAUAUAGCGAUUACUAUUAUUUUACGCUUGAUUCUAUUUUGUUACUAUUAUAAUAGGUUUAGCGAUUGCUUUGUACUUUUAUAGUUUUUGGUCACCUGUCAGUUCAAAUUUAUUUGGAUGUCUUAUUUUGAGGGUAGGUGUGUAUUCCCUUUUAUUUGUUAAAUAUUCUUGUAAAAUGUAUUGAUAGACUGUACAAUACUUAUAUUUUAGGGUUAACUCGGUAAGCAGUAAGUGUUUCCACUAGAUUAUAUAAAGCCAUACUCAAUAUUAUGUGAAUUUAAUUCUUUAGUAGCAUCAUUCUAUCUAUUGCUAGACUGACGAUUUUAUUAGCAUUUAGCAUGUACUAUUCGGAUUCGUUUUGAAUAAUUUACUAUUUCUAAAUAUCAGAAACUUCCAAAAUAACUGCACAAAUUUGAUACAAUGAUUUAUAACAUGGGUUAUAUAAUAGUUAAUUUAUUAUGUAUAGCGAUGAUUGCGCCCAGAAGAGCGCAUGACUUAUUAUUAUGAGUAAAACAAUUUUAGUAGGAAAUAUAACGUUAGGGGGUAAUCUUUCGAGAUUGUGUACAUAGUCCAGCCACCGCUCUUGUGGGGCGCUCUAGUCACUAAACAGUUAUUAAUAUCGUCUUUAGAAUCUGUGGUUGGGAAUGCCCCUAACAAUAGGCUGAAAGCCGCGUCUAUAACUUCAGUAUUCUGUCGUUUGUAUAUAACAGAUACAUUAUAAUACAAUAAUUUUUGUGUGAACUCUCGCUGUUGUUUCCCCGUAAAUGUAAAUAAUAUUAGCGAAUUUAGCGUCACGGUUCCAUAGUGAAUAUUGUAUUUGAAAUAUUUCUGUCUGUAUACUCUUAAUCGGGUUUCAAAUAAUCAUAGUUCGAAAGUUAUUUCAAGUAGUAUUAAGAUAUAAUAUUAAAGGCUCCACUCUCUCUUUGUCGGAAAGAGUUUUAUAAAGUUGAUAACUACAAGGCUAUAUAAGCUAUUAGUAGCCAGUGCUGGAUUAUGUUCAGUUUAUUAGAGAUUUUUUUUUUAUUGGAAAAAAUUUUUUUUUUAUUGGAAAAAAAAAUUUUUUUUUUAUUGGAAAAAAAAAAUUUUUUUACGUACAUUCUGUGCUUGAAGUCCGGAUUUAUAUAAUCUGUUGUUAUUGUUUAGAUAUUGUAGGUAAGUUUCGAUAAUGAGAAUUGUUAUUUUUUUUCAUAUUGUAUAAUUUUUUAGUUCUAGUUUGGUGUCUAUACAAUUUAAAGAAAUUUUAUUUUGUAAUUCACCCUGAAAUGUGUGACUUUGUAAACAUAUUAAGUGCUAAAGGAUAAAUGAUGAUUAAAAACUUAUUAAGGGUUAUA
Leptidea sinapis is the source of this 17420-nucleotide messenger RNA. RefSeq lists its product as uncharacterized. The record is from RefSeq and is a predicted model, not a curated record. The transcript has 9 exons. NCBI's taxonomy places the organism in Eukaryota, Metazoa, Arthropoda, Insecta, Lepidoptera, Pieridae. Bases 57 to 15701 code for a protein of 5214 amino acids.